AUGAAUCAAGAAGAUACUAAUGAUUAUGUUAAAUUUGAAACAACAAAUGUUACAAUAGAUGAUAUUUUAAAAUGUUCUUUCUCAAAUUGGUGUAAUUUGUUUAAAGAUAAUUUAUAUUCUUAUAGAAUUAUUAAACCACUUCCAGAAAGUUUUAUAGAAUAUUUAUUAAGUGAUGGGAUUAAACUAAAUUCAAAAAAUCAAAAAAUAGAUCAAAAUAGUGACAACGAAUAUAGUGAUUGGGAAGAUGAGGCAAAUGUUGAAACUGAAGAAGAAUCAAAAGACGUGCAUUCAAAAUUCCCUGAACUUCAUGAACAAAUUAUCAAAGACAUCAAACAACUAGGGGGUAAAGUUAUACCAAAAUUAAAUUGGUCAAGUCCUAAAGAUGCUAAUUGGCUUCUACCGGGAAAUAAUAUUAACUGUACAGAUGUAAAUGACAUAUAUUUAUUACUUAAAUCAUCAGAUCAUAUAGUGGAUGAUUUAUUAUAUCCAUUUCUGGAAGUAGAAAAGAAAGAGAUUGAUAUAAAAGUUGAAUAUGAAUUAAUUUUAAAAAAAUGGAUAGAUAUAAAUCCAGCACUUGAAUUUAGAAUUUUUGUUAAAGAUGGACAAAUAUUAGGAAUUUCUCAAAGAGAUUUAAAUCAUUAUGAAUUUUUAAAAGAUUUACAAACUCAAUUAAAUGAAAUAAUAAAUCAAUUCAUGUUAGAAGCAAUUGAUAAAUUGAAAAAAAUUGACUUAAACAGUUUUAUAAUUGAUAUAUAUAUUCCAAGACCUUUUUCAAAAAUUUAUAUAAUUGAUAUAAAUCCCUUUUCGAGAAAAUCAAAUAGUUUAUUAUUUACAUGGAAUGAAUUACUUACUAAAAAAUUUGAAAAACCUGAAUUUAGAUUAAUUAAUGAAACUAAUGUUGGAGCAUUUGCUAAGAAGCAAUAUAGUGAGAGUCAGGUUCCUAUUGAUGUAGUUGGUGCUACUCAUGAUUCAGAAGCUUUGAUUGAAUUGGCAAGAGAAUGGGAUAAGUUACAGAAACAGGAAGAUGAAUAG
Molecule: messenger RNA, 1032 nt
Organism: Lodderomyces pseudojiufengensis
Lineage: Eukaryota; Fungi; Ascomycota; Pichiomycetes; Serinales; Debaryomycetaceae
Product: cell proliferation protein
Exons: 1
Coding region: 1-1032 (343 amino acids)
Cellular component (GO): cytoplasm
Source: RefSeq, a predicted model, not a curated record